AGUAAAUACGCCAGAUCUACAAUGCAAUAUGACAGAUCUUUGUUAACUGAAGAUAUUAUUGGAGCUCAACCAAAACAUAGGAAUGUCUACAUGAAUAGAUUGUUGCCCAAUCAAUUGACCUAAGAAGAAUAGAUUAGAUUAUAGUAUUACAAAUAAUGAAUAUAGAAAAUAAAUGCCUCCUCAAGAUAUUCGAUUUGGUAGAAGACGAUAUGAAAAUGAUAUUCAUCACUUUUGUAAUAUACGCCUGCCUUCAGAAAACUAAUACUUCGAUAAAAGAAAUAAAAAAAAUAAUGAUUUUCCAAAAGGAGAUGUUAAAUAGCACAUGGCCUUUGGAAAUUAUCCAGAUUAAUCUAAGUACUAGUUAGUUUUGAUAAGGGCAACUUUGGUGUGACAGACUAUUAAAUACAAAGGAUAUUGAUGGAGCAGUUCCUGGGAGUUUGCAGAGUUAAGCAGUUCGAAACCAAGAGAUUGCAAGAAAGUUGCGAUCUGAAAGAGAAAGACAGAACAAAUCAUGCAAUCCUACUUAAAUUGAGGAGAUUACCAAAGAGGAGAGUUAACAAUACUCAGGAAGGGAUCGAUCGCAUACAUUUUAGACGAAUUACUGUCAAAGUAAGAAUCGAAUAAUUUUACUUUUAGGAAAUUCAGAGAAAUCACCUUAAUUGCCACCUAUACCCGAGAAAAUUUCAGAUACGGUGGAUCAUGUAGCUAAUAAACUUCAAUUGCGAUAACCUCGUAAAAGCUUUCAAUUUGAAGACUUCAGAUAAAAAAAUAAAUAGGCAUUGUUAAGAUUAUAUGUUUGA
Messenger RNA from Paramecium octaurelia, 800 nucleotides. The record is from the annotation of a GenBank genome assembly. NCBI's taxonomy places the organism in Eukaryota, Ciliophora, Oligohymenophorea, Peniculida, Parameciidae.